AUGCUCGGGGCCCGCCCCGUGGCGGCAGAUCCGGUGCUGCACGAUCCCGACACCGACGUCAGCUCGCACCAAGACCCUGAUACCACACACGACCACGACCAUGACACAACCAUGCGCCGGAACACGAGCGCCAGUAGCCAAGGGAGCAACGAAGUGCGAACGCCCGAACCGAGCGACAUGCGAACCAUUGUCGUCAACCUGUCUGGUACCGAUUUUGGGUUCAAACUCUAUCAGCAUGGACCGUUUGUCUUCUUCAAAAACGUUACGCAGGCCCGCCAGGCUGAAGGCCUGCAUGAACACGACUUUCUCGCUGGCAUCGAUGGUCAUACCACCGUCGGCCUCGGCCUCAACGAAAUUUACUACGCCCUCAUGCACGCAAAAGAGGCCCGACUUACCAUUUCUGCCACCCCUGCCGAAGAACCCGAGGCCCAGGCCCCGCUCUCGCCCAAUCGUGGUGUUCCCGUACUUCUCAAAGACACCAGCCCACCAACGUCGGCCCGCGACACUCUCGCUCGCCGCUCAGGCCGCCAGGCCCGCCAAGCAGCGCAGACCCACACCACCUCUCUUGAAGAGUUUGAUCUGCACACCAGUGUGCUCAUGCCUACUGAGCCGCGUCGAAAAUCCUUCUUUGCUCGUCUCAGCGCCCGGCGCAAGUCAUCUUAUCGGCUCAAUAAAGACCAACAGAAAUCAAAAAAGCGCACUGGCUCCCGAUGGCUGCGUCGCGGCAAUGAUCGUCGGGGGCGUGAUGACCAGGUGGAGCCUUCCACUGGCCAUGGUCCAGCAGGCAUUCACAAGGGCAGUGGUGUCGAGCUGAUGCAGUAUCGCGCUCUACCCUCACCCACACACGUUGCAGGUGCUGGCCAGUCCCCAUCCUGGCCCGCCGCGGACACCACUGCCCCACCCGGUGCCGUUCGACGUAUUAGCUCCUUUGCCGAGGAGACGGUCUUUGGAGAGGAUCGCCAGAGUUCCAUCUGCCGCCGUCGCAUCACCAGUCCCGACUUGAAGGAGCGGCACUCGGACGCAGCCCCGCCCAACCUCGCUGCCAGUGCCAGUAGCGCUCUGGAUGAAGACGAAAUGGAUGUGGGCGGUGCUGCUGAUACGGUACCCCCCAUGCCAACGGCGGCCUCAGCCCCGUCCAUUCACGUCGCCGACGUCACGAACGCUGAUGCAUGCCCACGACCGCGGACAACCAGUCAAACCAGUUCCUCCUACACACCGCGAUCCGGUACAGAUCGAGGCAGUCACCUCAACAUCCUAGCUGCCCAGGGUCCAGCCUUGCCAGGUGGUGGUGGGGAACGUGUACGCAGUGCUCCAGCUGCGCCACACGCUUCCAUCUCACCCUGGCCUCCCCUCGAGGAUGAGCUGGAUACCUCGGAUCCUGUUGAUGACAUUGCCUUGGGCGAUCGCAUUUACUGGUAUCAGCGUUGCUUGGCUGCAGAGUCACAGCUGCGGGACGCCCUCAACACGCUCGAGACAUGGGAGAGCGCCCUGCCUACGCCUCGCGCUCGUUCCUUGGUGGAUCUGCCCAUCCAAAUGGCCGACGAGGGUAGUCCUGCACCGCCGCCUGGCUACAGUCCCCCCAGCAAUGGGGUGCCAAGUGCCCCGGCUUCGUCCUACCGAACCACCCACAUCCCUGACUAUACAAGUGUGAUGAUUUCUGCGUCGGAAGCACUGCGCGACCAGCUUCUCAAGCAGCGCCUGCAGCUGCGCGAUGCUGAGCAGCAGGCCCUGGCCGAGUUGCGUCGCGCGGACGAACUCGCGUCGGAUCUUCACCGUGCACACGUCGAAAACAACCGGUUGCGGCGCCAAUUGGCCACCUUGCGGCAAGCCAGUGCCCCUUCACUUCUGGUGCAACGCACCAGCAGCGGAGAGAUCGAAACCCGAGCCGCCGGAAGCGCGCUCACACCAAACGGGCGUCGGCGCUCCCGCAACAAUGUGAGCUUUGCGACCAACCUCCACGAAGCGGCUCCAACCAAAGGCGUCGAGCUCCAUCUUGGAGCACAAGACAGCGAUGCCAGUCAACCUGGGUCACCGCUCAGGCACCCGAUGGCCAAGGAUAGUGGACACGGGGAAGAAUGCGCCGAGACCGACGGCGCUAACAGCACAGGCAGUUCGGCUCCUGCGACUUUGGAGGUGGAUCGUGCCAUGUUGCGCUCAUCCGUUCGUGCUUUGGGGCGCAUGGGUAGCGUCUCCAAUACCGGUUCAGCUGCUCGGAUCGACAGCGAGGGCCAAAAAGCCGUUCCUUUGCCCUCGCGUGUCGCCAGCAUGACCAACUUUUACUCACAACUCCACUCCCCACCAUUGUCCCCGGUCAAUGGUGCGCUGCCCGUGGGAGCGCAGUCUCUCGCACCCACUCCCAAGCACGGCAGCUCUCAAUCGACACAGCCACACGAGACACAGACCGCCGCGCCAACUGUCGUCUUGGGACGCGUGCCGGCCUCGGAAUCUGACGAUCAAGCCAGUGACGAGCUGGUGCGCACCCCAGAUGGUAUUCGGGACAGCCCUGAUGCGGUGGCACGAACCGUGGGGUUGCAAUCAAAUCUCACGCGCACCCGGCCGCCGUCCCAUCGGCGAUUUGAGCUGGAGACGGUCAUUUAG
Monosiga brevicollis MX1 is the source of this 2598-nucleotide messenger RNA. RefSeq lists its product as uncharacterized. The record is from RefSeq and is a predicted model, not a curated record. Gene Ontology annotation, molecular function: protein binding. The transcript has 3 exons. The coding region runs from base 1 to 2598 and encodes 865 amino acids. NCBI's taxonomy places the organism in Eukaryota, Choanoflagellata, Craspedida, Salpingoecidae.